Messenger RNA from Kuraishia capsulata CBS 1993, 2172 nucleotides. RefSeq lists its product as uncharacterized. Gene Ontology annotation, biological process: ATP synthesis coupled electron transport. Gene Ontology annotation, molecular function: iron-sulfur cluster binding; NADH dehydrogenase (ubiquinone) activity. NCBI's taxonomy places the organism in Eukaryota, Fungi, Ascomycota, Pichiomycetes, Pichiales, Pichiaceae. Gene Ontology annotation, cellular component: membrane. The transcript has a single exon. The coding region runs from base 1 to 2172 and encodes 723 amino acids. The record is from RefSeq and is a predicted model, not a curated record.
AUGUUGGCAAUGAGAUCUGCGCUGAGGCGCUCAUUCAGGAGUAGUCGCAGUUUCGCCACGAACCCCCCAAGAUUGGCUAAUGUGACUUUGAAGGUCGAUGGUAUUCCAGUCGAGAUCGAAGCUGGUUCCUCCAUCAUUCAAGCCGCCGACAAGGCUGGAGUGGUCAUCCCAAGAUACUGUUAUCACGAUAAGCUGGCGAUUGCUGGUAACUGUCGUAUGUGUCUGGUUGAGAUUGAAAAAUCGCCAAAACUGGCUGCGUCUUGUGCCAUGCCUGUCCAAAACGGGAUGUCUGUGUUGACCAACACGGACAAAAUCACCAAGGCUAGAGAGGGUGUCACUGAGAUGCUUUUAGAGAACCACCCUCUUGACUGUCCAGUUUGUGACCAGGGUGGAGAGUGUGAUUUGCAAGAGCAAUCGCAGAGAUACGGCUCUGACCGUGGUAGAUUCCAGGAGAUUACUGGAAAGAGAGCCGUUGAAAACAAGGCCAUCGGUCCAUUGGUCAAGACUUCCAUGAACAGAUGUAUCCACUGUACCAGAUGUGUGAGAUUCUUGAACGAUAUUGCUGGAGCACCAGAGUUUGGUACUGCUGGACGUGGUAACGACAUGCAAAUCGGUACCUAUGUUGAGAGAAACAUCAACUCCGAGCUGUCAGGUAACAUUAUAGACUUGUGUCCCGUUGGAGCGCUCACUUCGAAACCAUACGCUUUUAGAGCCAGACCCUGGGAACUCAACAAGAGAACCGAGACCAUCGAUGUGAUGGACGGUUUGGGAUCUGCCAUCAGAGUUGAUGCCAGAGGCCCUGAGGUCAUGAGAGUUUUGCCUCUGCUCAACGACGAAGUCAACGAAGAAUGGAUCUCUGACAAGACCAGAUUUGCAUGCGAUGGUUUGAAAAACCAACGUCUCACCAAGCCUCUGAUCAAGAGCGGAGACUCGUUCGUGGAUGCCACCUGGGAUGAGGCUCUCACAACGGUCGCUACUGCUUACAAAAAGCUUGCCCCAACCGGCAACGAGGUCAAGGCUAUUGCUGGUGCUUUGACUGAUGUCGAGGCUAUGGUUGCGCUCAAGGACUUGGUCAACAGACUGGGCUCCGAGAACGUCACCACCGAUGUGCCAGCUGCUCCUUCUGUGGACUUCAGAUCCAACUACAUCUUCAACUCUACCAUUGAAGGUAUCAGCGAAGCGGACCAGAUACUCUUGGUUGGUUCCAACCCAAGACACGAGGCUGCUGUUUUGAAUGCCAGAAUCAGAGGCAGGUGGUUGUCCUCCGAGCUUGAGGUUCACCAUGUCGGUGAAAAAUUCGACUCCACUGUCAAUUUGAACCACGUUGGUGAGGAUGCCAACUCCUUGAAGAGAGCCCUCAAUGGUGAGGUUGGUAAGAAGUUGGCUGCUGCUAAGAGACCACUGAUCAUCGUGGGUUCUGGUGUCCAGGAGCACAAGGACAGUAAGGCUAUCUACGAGAUUGUGUCCAAGUUCGCUACCGCAAAGGAGAACUUCCUGACACCAGAAUGGAACGGUUUCAACGUUUUGCAGCGUGAUGCUUCCCGUACCGGUGCUUUUGACAUUGGAUUCUACACCCAAUCCGAGGCCGUUGCAGCCACCAAGCCAAAAUUCGUCUUCCUGUUGGGAGCCGAUGAGAUCAAGCCAGAAGAUAUUCCAGCCGAUUCGUUCGUCGUAUAUCAGGGUCACCACGGUGAUGUUGGAGCUACGUAUGCUGACGUGAUCCUGCCAGGAUCUGCUUUCACCGAAAAGGCUGCCACAUACGUGAACACCGAAGGAAGAGUCCAGGUGACAAGAGCUGCCACUAAUGCUCCAGGUGUUGCCAGAGAAGACUGGAUGGUGAUCAGGGCUCUUUCUGAGUACUUGGAUGCCACUUUGCCAUACGAAAACAGCUUCCAGGUGAGAUCAAGACUUGCCGAAAUCGCCCCACAUCUGCUUCGUCACGACGUUAUAGAACCAGUCUCCAGCGAAAUUGCAAAGGUUGCCUUUGCCAAUUCGUUUGCUAAGGCUGGUCCUUUGAGUGGAGGUGCCCUCAAGAACCCAAUCGAAAACUUUUACUUCACAGAUGCCAUCUCCAGAUCGUCGCCAACCAUGGCCAAAUGUAUUGUUAGUUUUGGAGCCAAGGUGGACAAGAUCAAGGAUCCAAACGCUCAUGCUCAAAUAGGCAUGGCUUAG